This is a messenger RNA of Cyphellophora attinorum, 1737 nucleotides long. Its product is annotated as Cell cycle serine/threonine-protein kinase hsk1. Gene Ontology annotation, cellular component: nucleus. The transcript is spliced from 2 exons. Gene Ontology annotation, biological process: mitotic DNA damage checkpoint signaling; protein phosphorylation. NCBI's taxonomy places the organism in Eukaryota, Fungi, Ascomycota, Eurotiomycetes, Chaetothyriales, Cyphellophoraceae. The record is from RefSeq and is a predicted model, not a curated record. Bases 1 to 1737 code for a protein of 578 amino acids. Gene Ontology annotation, molecular function: ATP binding; protein serine/threonine kinase activity.
AUGCAGGAACGGCAGGUGGCCCAGGCACCGGAAGAAACCCGCCGCAAGCUCGUCCGCAAGACGGCCUCGUUGCUCAGGAAUUUGCGAUCAAAACACGGCACUCUUCGCAAUGGAAAGAGCUAUCAGCAAGAUGAGCAGGAGGCACAGGUCCCAACCUCAGUAACCACAUCAGAUCAGCCCACGAGCGAGAACGACCUACAACUGCCACCACUGCCACGGCCACGGCAACCACACAGUCUGCGAACGGCAGUCGCGACUAUACUGGGUAAGAGACGGAGAGCAGGGGCCUACAGAGUCAUGGCUGCGGGCGACAUCAAAAUACACGAGGACAGCACGGACGUGCGACAGCGUGGUUCUCGCAAGAUGUCGGCACAACUCGAAGAGGACGCUUUCGAGCAUGAAUCAGAGAGGUCAGAGAGCGACGACGAGGUCGAUGAGUCAGUCCUCGACGACAUGCGGAAGCUUGAGGAGAGUUUUCACGGCAUCUCCUCGCGGUAUCGACUGGUCAACCGCAUUGGAACCUUCUCAACCGUCUACAAAGCCGAGCAGCUUGAUGUGGAUGAUGAUCAGGACACUGAGAACAUCCCUGACGAUGACCACGACAGCGACAUGCCGUCCAGCAAGCGUAGGAAGCUUACUACCUCGUCCCAGACCACUGCAGUCCAGCGUCGCCAGAAGAACUAUGUUGCUCUCAAGAAGAUCUAUGUCACAUCCUCUCCGCACCGCAUCCUGAAUGAGCUUGAGCUAUUGCAUGAUUUACGCGGUAACAAGCACAUCUGCCCGCUCCUUACCGCCUUUCGGCACCAGGAUCAGGUCGUCGCCGUUCUGCCUUACUUUCGUCAUCUGGACUUCCGGUUGUACUAUCAUAAAUUCAUUGCCCAAGACAUUCGACACUACAUGUACAGUCUGCUCAAAGGACUCGAAUACGUUCACCAACAUCGCAUAAUCCAUCGAGAUAUCAAGCCAACCAACUUUCUUUACGACUUUCACAACCGACAAGGUCAGCUCGUCGACUUCGGCUUGGCUGAGAAGGAAGGUGUGGACUGGCAACACUGCAUGUGUCGCGAAGACAGAGAGAAGCGAAAGAAGCGCUUCCUCAAUUCCUUUGCCACGAAGGAGUACAUGUCUCGAGAGGGCGAGCGGUGUCCAGGUCUUCCCAAGCACGACAAUCGUCCUGCUCGACGUGCAAACAGAGCAGGGACAAGAGGCUUCCGAGCACCUGAAGUCUUGUUCAAAUGCACCGCACAAACAACCAAGAUUGAUAUUUGGUCUACGGGAGUCAUUCUGCUCACCAUCCUAGGCCGUCGUUUCCCUUUCUUCAACAGCUCGGAUGAUAUUGAUGCCACAAUUGAGAUGGCAACCAUCUUUGGCGAGAGGAAGAUGCAAGGCGCCGCUGCUGCUCAUGGUCAGUUGUUCGAGACCACUAUCCCUAUUGGAGAGAAAGGCUUCACGCUAGAGAAGAUCGUACGAUGGGCAAGCUGCCGAGAUAAGAGCGACGACGACUUGCACGAUGGCGAGAUUCAAGCCGUUGAGUUCCUUGGCUGUCUGCUGGAGCUGGACCCCUAUAAGCGCUAUUCCGCCACCGAAGCUUUGCAGCAUCCGUUCAUCACCGAUCCCAUCGAAGACGAGUACGAAACAAAGGUACGUCUGGCUGCCGAAGCUGGAAACCGCGACUACAUGUCCGAGGAUGAGGGAGAACCGGAAGACGAGGUCGUCGAUGACAGUGAGAUGGAAUGA